Messenger RNA from Cantharellus anzutake, 4829 nucleotides. RefSeq lists its product as uncharacterized. Bases 141 to 4517 code for a protein of 1458 amino acids. The transcript is spliced from 6 exons. Gene Ontology annotation, cellular component: Golgi apparatus. The record is from RefSeq and is a predicted model, not a curated record. NCBI's taxonomy places the organism in Eukaryota, Fungi, Basidiomycota, Agaricomycetes, Cantharellales, Hydnaceae.
UUGCGAUGAAGUGUUGAACUUGUUUUGACUUCUCUGUUUGUUUUUCCGUUGUUCAGCUUUGUUUUCGUGUUGGACGUCUACGUGUUGCGUGCUGUACGCUCUGGGCUGCGUCCCGCCGCUUUCAUUCUCAGUGCGUCGGUAUGUGGAGCAGGCUUAAGUCGCUCAAUCCUGUAAGAUAUAACAAUCAUGACAACUCCCGACGCCAAUCUGAAGACAGUCGGCCUUCAUUUGACGGGGAAGGCACCUCCUUGGCAGUAGGACAACCGAAUGAAUCGAAUGCAUCACUAUCGAGUAUGAAUUCAGCCUCAUCGAAGCGCGGCACACGCAACAUAUUUCGCCGUUCGCGUCUGCCGAGCGAGUUUGGGUCGGAAGCUCACAAAACCUCACAAAGUGGUGUAGAAAACCCCGCUGCUGAGCCUGGCACGCGCGCCCAGUCAAGAAAUCAUCCCCUUCGCGACCCUUUCUCCGAUCCCUCCGCUGAGCAACUACCCGAGGCUCGCGCGUUAGACACUUCGGAAGCCCUACCUCAACAUGUGAAGACGCCAAGUAGUGGUUCAGUGCGCUCCAUUUUGCGGGAUCCGCGUGCUCCAAGUACAGGACAGUCUGUGCGUUUCAAUCAGCGAGAUGCAUUUCGUAUCAUCACACCUAAUGCUUCGGCAUCCUCUGGUGACGGAGAAGAGGAAGGAUCCUCUCGCACCCUCCUUCAGAGACUCAGAGACGCAGGUUCCUCUGGUGAUGACGAUGAUGAACAACCGCAACCAAAUACUGAGAAGUUUCCGCCCUUGUUGGAAAGAGAUCCUUUCGCCGCAACGAAUCGUCCAUCAUUUUCCCAAACGCCAUUACCCUCGGUUCCAUCAUCUCAGGAUAGUUCAACGUCAUUCUCAUCUAGUUCAUCCAAGGAUCUACCUUCGCUUCCAUCCGACAUGGACAAUUUAUUCGACGUGUCUAACGACUUGAAUGCAAAUCCCGUUUUUGAUAGUUAUGGGGAUAUCGAAAGUAGGCUAAUGGGCAUGGUUCCCUCUGCAGUCAACGACUCCACUCCAAGCCCAGAAGGUACCCGUGAUCCAACUUUCGUCGAUGCCUCCCAAACGCCCCGUCGCAAUGUUCUUGAGGAAUCGACAGCAAAGGAAGGAGAUAGUUGUGACUCCGCCAACCAGCAGGACGGCACAUCGCUCUUUUGCACUCCGACUCAUUCACGAAUGCCUUCUGAGGCCCCAACAAUUCGACCUUCUCCUACUUCUCUUGGAUCCUCCGCCUCCUCCAAGCCCUCAGGCUCCCAGCCUCUAUCAUCGUCCUUCAGUAACAUGAGCUCUUCAUCACACGCUAGUGCUUCGUCUUCCUCGCCGAAGUCCCCCGACGCUGCCAAUGCCACGAUGUAUCACACCCCUCGAGGCGACUCAUUUACCGAUGGUGCAACAGGGACCCCGAUCUCAUUCACUAACUACGUUCGUCCAAGUGUGCCGCGUAAAUUAGUAGAUGGUGAUGAUACUGGGGUACCUGCAUUUCUGAUUCCUUCCCCGUCCCCUCAUGCUGUUCCCGUUCGAGAGGCAUCCGUAAACAUCGAUGAUUCGCCCCUGAAACGUCAUACCAGCGGUCGCGACCUAUCUGUUGUCGAUAAUACAGCGUUUCUUGUUCCAAAUAACUCUGUAGCACUUCCUUUCGCUACCUCCGAGCUUUCAUCUAGUACUCAACAAGCGCUAUCGGCCCAUUCAAAAGAGCACCUCAUCAGCCACCUUAAAGAACGCCUGUCACUCCUUGAAUCCAUCUCGGUUCAAUAUGAGGCGGAUCUCUCCGCUCGAGACACUCUCGUUGAUCACCUUUCAACUCGUAUCAGUCGAGCCGACGAAGAGAUUCAGGCAUGGCAUACGGAAGCAGACCGCACAACCCGGAAGUUUGAGCGCUUGCGCCAGAAGGUGAACGCUCUCACCGUGCAGUGCGAGGCUUUGAACAAGGAGAAAGCUGUCUUGCAUGCUGAGAAGAGGCGCUCCAGUAUGUUUGACAUGGCUAGUAGCGCCGCACUGAGGGAACUUCACCAACGUGUAGGUAACCUAGAGGCGAGCAAGAAUGCACUGGAAGAGCAAUUGGAAGCAGCAGAAUGUGUGCAUGCAUCAGACCAAGAACGUAUGAAGGAGCUCGAGACCGAGAAGACAGAAUUGGCAGGGACCCUCUUGGAAUCUGAGCGUGAAUGCGCCCGAUGGAAACAGGCGGCUGAGGCAUACGAGGCGGAGAGCACGAGCGCAGCUGAUCUUCUGAACUCCUUGCAUUCCACUACUCCUGCGAAGUCUCGCAUAAAUAAGUCAACUCCUGGCACACCGUACUCUGCGUUUAGUCGACCCAUCAGCAUGUUCAGUUUGAACGGGCAGGCACCAGAGAACGACGAGCAGGUUUACGUUCUUAAAAGCGAAAUCAUCCGCCGUGAACAAGAGCACGCUGAUCUGCGUGAGCUUCAUCGGGCUGCAUCUUUCAAAGCUACUGAGGAGAGGCUACAACUUGCUGCAGAGCAUGAAGCUCUCGCAGCGGAGUACGAGCUGCUCCAGGUAGAGCAUGAAAAGCUCAAAGCAGAAUUUGAUGCUCAACAUGCAGGACAAGACGUGCGCGAGGCGCUGGAGAGGCUGGAGAAGGAUCACUCCAUACUUAAAGCUGAACUGAACGCGCAAUGGACCUUAUCCGAAAAUGCGAACGAGAAGAUAUCUCAUCUCACUGUUGUGUGUGCGGCGGCCGAAGAAGAAUCGAAGAAAUUACGCGAGCUGCAUCUUCAAGCUACAGAAGAGCUGCGAAAGGCCGCAGUUACAGAAGAGGGACUCAAAGGCCAAAUUGAACAGAUCAACCAGCAGUGCGAUGAUCUCACCUACUCGCGGGAUGACGCUCGUGACACCCUUGCCCAAGAACGACAAAGACACCAUCGGGAUCUCGAAGCUGCCGCCACAAAUGCUAUGUCUGCUGCUGCCGAAAUUGAAUCUCUAAGAGCUGUAUUGGAUGAAGAACAGGCGAAGGUAUCGCAUCUUGAAGACCAAUUGAAAGAAAUGCAAGAAACACGUAGCCAGGCUUCAGAGCAACUUCAAGUCUUGAUCGAGCGGGAGUCCUCUUUGGUUGCCGAGGUUGAAUCGCUGAGAGACAAAGUACAACAGAUUGAGUGGAACAGAGAUAAAACCCUAGAGGAACUCGAGUACGAACGCAAUCAUUUCCAAGACAAAUUUGAAGAAUUGUGUCGGAAGAUCAAUGAAUUGGACAUGGGACGUGAUAUCCUUGGGGAAGAGAACAGGGGCUUAAAGGAAUCCAUCCGAUCGUUAGAGAUGAAAAUUGAGGCCACCACUUCCGAUUUUGUUGGCAAAGAUCGGGAGUGUGUGACGCUCCGCAGCGAACUCGAGCAAUCUGCGGCCGAAGCCCAUAAACUCCGGAGUGAAAUUCAGCAAUAUCUCACAUCCUCAACGAUCAACCGUGCCGAAAUAGAUGCGUUGCGCAAGGAUCUUGAAUCGACUCUAGCAACGAAAGUCAGCACACAAGCUUCUCUUCAGGAAAGUCAGGCCAAGAGUCGGACUUUAGAGCAGGAGUUGCAAGGCGUGCACCGUCAACUUAAGGAGGUUAAGCAAGCCAGCGCUGAUCUUGAGGUCAAGAUGUUGAGGUUGAACAAGGAAAAGGCCCAGCUGGAAGAGGACAAUUCUGGUCUUUACAUGGGAUUGGAGGCUAAGCAGGAAGAGCUAGAGUUGCUCAAACGUAAACUUGGCGUUCGUGGAACUGCUGGGUCUGCUUCAGCACAACCCUCGUCAAGGGCAGUUUCGGAUUCAGUGUUCAAACAACCGGCGUCACGUCGCUCUAGCGUUUCCUCUAGCGUUGCUGAUCGAGAAGAUUCGUCCAGGCCAGCCAAUUCGUCCAAACAGAUUCGAUUCGCGACUGAGGCUUCGGACAAAGCCCCGGGACUGCCAAGGCCAAUAAGCAGGCCCCGAGUUUCUAUGCCGACGCCGACGCCUGCAGCUAUAACGUCGCGCUAUCCGUCACUAGGGCACGCAAAGAAUCCAUCUUCUACUUCGUCGACAGGUUCGGCCACUGGAAGACGGCCGAUCGGUGCUCCUGCGCUCACUGGCCAAACGGUGAGACGGGCCUCAUCUAACAGCGAUGUAGAGUCUGUCGCUUCUGCAUCAGCCAUUUCAGGCUCGGAGACGACCCGCACAACCACAAUACGCCGCGCGUCGAACUCCGACGUUUCCAAACGACCUUCAGGAGUCGGCGUGUUCACUACAAUAGGGACAGCAUCGGCCAUACAAGCCAUGAAGCGCUCAUCUUCCGUUAAUUCACGCCCUUUGAAUGCUUCUAGUGCGGCACCUUCCUCGACAAGUGUUGCCAAGCCUGUCCGACGCUUGCAACAACGAUCAUCUUCGUCCCUAGGUUCCACUCCGGAGGAGGCCCCAACAACAGCGGACAAGGAAAACCAGCCCGAUAUAGAAAGCACUCCAAAAGCCCAACAACCCGGGGCGCCCAGCGCCACGACCACCAGGCGUCGUAUUGCGAUCCCUCCAUAGUAGCACAUUACUUUCUUCAGCCAUUUUAUUAUCUUGUUAUUAACCGCAUCUUGCAUCACUGUAUUGUACAGUUGUGUUAUCAUCUUCCGAUUUAUUUGACAAAGGUGCCGUCCAGCAGAAACCAUCUCAAUUACAGAUACGCGACGAUGUUAAUGGUCUGAUAUUUUUCAGAUUGCUACUGCAUGGGUACAUUAGAACUCAAGCUAGACUUUUGCUCCUGCAAGGAUGUAUUAACUCGACAACCCACUAGCGGUAGGGCGUGGAUUAGACGAACCUGUACAGCAAUAUAUAAGCCGUGCUGUCCUCGCCUCC